Messenger RNA from Pseudoliparis swirei, 629 nucleotides. It is a transcript of the gene cst14a.2, whose product is annotated as cystatin 14a, tandem duplicate 2. The record is from RefSeq and is a predicted model, not a curated record. The transcript is spliced from 3 exons. Bases 96 to 404 code for a protein of 102 amino acids. Gene Ontology annotation, molecular function: cysteine-type endopeptidase inhibitor activity. NCBI's taxonomy places the organism in Eukaryota, Metazoa, Chordata, Actinopteri, Perciformes, Liparidae. Gene Ontology annotation, cellular component: cytosol.
AACAGCUCGCUGACACAAACCCGUGGACGUACAAAACAAAACAAAAAUCGUGUUUCUUCAUUAUUCGCAAAUUCGUAAUCAGUAAAACUGUCACGAUGGCAUCACAUAGCAUGUGUGGAGGAGCGACGGAAGCUAAAGAGGCUACGGAAGAAGUUCAUGAGAUCUGUCAAAGCAUGAGGGUCCAUGCAGAGAAAAAAGCAGGGAAAACAUUUGAAGUUUUCACAGCAGAGAGCUUCAGGACUCAGUGCGUGGCCGGGACCAACUACUUCAUCAAGGUCCAUGUGGGAGGAGACGAACAUGUUCACCUCCGAGUUUAUAAAAAACUCCCAUGUCAUGGAGGAGAAUUAGAGUUGACUGAUAUGCAGCAUCCCAAGAGCCAGGCAGACCUUAUUGAGUACUUCUAAUAUGAUCCUACACCAAACACAGCAUCAGUGCCAACAGGUUGCCGUCUCAUUAUAAUCAGUGAUGAUCAAAUUAUCCUGGCUCAAUAUAUAAAACAAUCCUUCUGCUGUUUCCACUUCUAACAUCUUGCAACACAAUGUGUCAUACUGCAGAUCAUGAUGUAAAGAGCAUUUCAAAAUAAAGAAUUUUGUGCAACAUUCAAGAAUAAAUGAAUCAGAUUAUUUUGU